This is a messenger RNA of Linum trigynum, 2644 nucleotides long. The record is from the annotation of a GenBank genome assembly. NCBI's taxonomy places the organism in Eukaryota, Viridiplantae, Streptophyta, Magnoliopsida, Malpighiales, Linaceae.
CUUCACGAGAGAGUUUCGAGAGUAAAGUCGGCAAAAGGUUUGAGGAUGCUCAUACAGAACCCACCAGAGAUCCCGAAGGACUAUACAAGGAACAUAGUCUUCACCGAGGCUUUUGCUGAUAUCAUGAAUGCUUGAACUACAUAUCAGGUUAGACCAUAAAAUUGCGCCACUUUCGUUUUAUUGAAUGUAGUUUAACAUUAUGCUUGCUGAUCACAGGGUGUGUGCAAGUGUAUCAAUGAGUUUUAUUAAAUAAAUCCCUUUUUCCAGGAUUGCGGCAACAAGUUGUGUGCUUGGACGAGCUGCAGAGUGCCCAGGGCUACUGAUUUUGCCAGAGAUGAGCAGCACUUUUGUCAAGAACAGAGAGUUUAUGUUCCUCAGUGUUUGAUAUUGGUCUGCUGUGUAGGUUAUUGAUAACUAAGAAACAGGUUCCCUAGUAAAUCUGGUGUUUGGUUUUCCACACAAUGGUUCCAACCAAUUUUGUAAGCUGGUGACAAUCAGUAAAUCUGGUGUCUCGAACUGCCAGACAGACCAGAGCUCGGAGGUAAUUCCCCAUCUUCUUUUGCGUCACAAAAUUUACAGUUUAAGAUUACUACUCAUAAAUGGGUUUCGUCUACCACUCAGGGACCCCACCGAAAAUGGACGAUUUGGAAAAUGAACGCCGCUCUAAAGAAUGCGAUUCAACGGUCCCCAUCGAUCCGCAAGGUAAAAACUAAAAGCCUUUAUUUUAUGAAGUGGUCCCACGAAAGUGUCUCGAUUUCUCUGUGAUUUUUCGCACGAUUGUUAUUUUACUUAUGUGUCUUGCCUUUAUUCGUGUUCUAGAUGCCAUUGUGGCUUCCAUGGGUUUUCGCGGUUUGCGUUUGGGUACCAACCAUCGUACCGUUGUGGCUCGCCUUGUGUCAGAAUACCGACACGGAGAAGUUUGGAAGAAAAGGACUUAACACAUGCUUUGGCUCGACAAAAAGGUUCAUUCCCACUUCUCAAACCAUUAUAUGCAUAAAAAGAAACAUUUACCGACACAAUUUUUUGAUCGUGCAAAGAUUCUGGGUUACUCAAAAAUUCGCUUACCUAUGCAAAAUACCAAAAAUUGCUUCUCAUAUUUCAGAGCCAGCUGAUCGAAGCUUUGGUUGAGGAGGAGCACAUUCGUGAAAUCUCUAAGAAUAUUAAAAUUGGUUGCUUGCUGGACCUGCAAGAGAAAAGGGACGCAUUGUCCCGAGAGAGUUACGCCUGCACCUGACUCCGAACCAGAUCAUCGGCCGCAUUGAAGAAAAGGCAGGCACAUCACAAUUUCCAAUGUGCCGAUACAUGCGAUUCACUUUUUCAACAUUGCCAAUACAAACACCCAAGUUUGAAUGCUAUGCAGGAUGUGUGAGGCGUAUCACGCUUCGAGAAACCAUCGAAGGUUGUCUGAAGAAAUUCGACUUUGUCAUACAAGAUGUCUGUGGAGAAAAGGCAAUUGUUCGCCAUUAUGGGUAUGAUAUUGGUGAAUUUUUAGAGAAUGCACCAGCAGCUGAACAAUGCAUGCCGUUGAUCGUCAAAAUUACAUCACUGAUGCGAGUAGCUCUUACCAACGACCAUAAAUACCAGUAUGAGUUUGAAUCCACACCUGCCAGUCGACUCUGUGAGGAUGUCAUGGACAUCUUUGUGCAGUGCCGCAAACCAGUUUGGUACAUUGAUGAGAAAAAAUUGGUUGCCUCCGCACCAAUCGCCCACCAAAGAAAACUCUGGCAGAAAUCAAGGAGCAACUCAAUGGCCAACCAGAAAGACAAAAGACCCUUUAUCGAUGCAUCAUCAACAUCUCGCAGGUUGUGUAUAGAAAGAGCAUGUGCAGUUCAACUCCAGAACGACCAGAUUUGCAUUAUAAACUGGCAGUCAAAUGUCAUCAAGGUUCAGUCGAAGCUGAUGUUGUGUUCGAACAUGAAGCAGUCAUCUCGAUAAUUCAUAUGUCGCCCACUAAAUUUCGCUACAUGGAAAAAGAAGAAGUUGUGGCACUUAUUAAGAGGAAUUGUGUCCGAACAUUUGCAGCAGAGUUGUACAUUGCCUGGCCAAAUCUGAGCAACAACGAUUCCAGAGCUACCGGACAGAUCAGAGUUGCCACACUCUGGGACCGAACUGCCUUCGACAAGUGAUCGUGCACUCUCAAACAUAACAUUAUUAGAUCAGGGAAUCGGUCACCAUAUGUUUCUUUCUUGGUCAGACUUCCCAACUCCCUGAAUUUCAUAUCUCCCACUCAUCAUCAGACAGUUGAUUAUAUGUAUGUUCGCAACUAUCAGACACUUUUGCAUAUUCAUGGAGUUUGUUUUGUGAUCCGUAUGGUCCUUCUGGAAAUUAGGACAUAAUGUUUUGUGUUCCAUCAAUGGAUGCAUAGGUUUGAUUAAGUUUGCGGAUUUGAGUAACCGUGUUUUCGCAUUGUGCAAGCUUGCAUGUUGAUCUGUGCAUUUUCCAUGACAUCAAAUCAAACUAAUGAGUGCACAAAAAAUUGUUUGACAGUCCAUAUAUUUUUUUUACAAAAUACACGGUACAAGUCUUGCAUCCAACGAUGCACAGAUGGUAGGAUCGAAGUCAGGAAAAUUGCGCAAUUCCAGCAUUUCCCGCUGCAGAGCACAGGCUUAUUACUAGUUUUCAUUAUUAAACAAUCAAUUGUUUU